Molecule: messenger RNA, 2527 nt
Organism: Brienomyrus brachyistius
Lineage: Eukaryota; Metazoa; Chordata; Actinopteri; Osteoglossiformes; Mormyridae
Product: paraneoplastic antigen Ma1 homolog
Exons: 2
Coding region: 972-2423 (483 amino acids)
Molecular function (GO): zinc ion binding; nucleic acid binding
Source: RefSeq, a predicted model, not a curated record
UGUUAAGCUGGGGGCGGGAAAAAGGAGAGAGCGGGAAGGGCUAGAAGGAAAUGGUGGAGUUUUUUCUGUGUUUGGGACGAGAUAUAGUUUUUGUAACUACGUAGUCCCUGGGUUUGGGGGAAAAAAGCUUAAAAAGCGAUGGCGUAUGUGUGCGGUGAACGGACAGUGAAUGUGCUUAUAUACCCACUGGGUUUUACGGUUCCUAAAACGCCAUUCGCAAGAAUAGGUUAAUGUUAGCUUGCCAACGCGGGGAGCUGACGCCAUGAUAGGAGUGGACCAGUCGAAAGCUAAGCGAACGGCGAAGUUUUCACAGUGGAAUAACCAAGGGGACUGACGUCCGUCCGGAAGAACGAGAGAGGGGCAGCGGUGGAUUUAGAGCGUUGUGGCUCGCCACCACACUGCUUUGUGAGAACCGGCGUGGGACGUGCACUGGAGGGGACUUUUGGACACCUGUUCGCCUCGUGGAGAGGAUACAGCUACUUUUUCCAACUCAAGAAACAGGCCUGCAUCGUUCAGUUAAUGGGUACCCAUUUCGUUUAAUUCCAUGUGAAAUCGAUGUAAUGUUAUUCUCGAUUUAUUUUCCAUUUGUUCUGUGGUUUAGGGUUAUACAAUGUGUAAGGAGUUUGUGGGGUACGGGACUGAUUUAUAUUAAAUUGUGUUAUAUUUAAAUUGUGAUUGUUGACUGUAUUGCGGGGGAAGGUUUUACGGGAGGGAAAGGGUGUGUGCGUUUCAUAUACAAGUGAACGGGACAAAGAGACAAAGUGGUAGUAACAUAUGGUAUAUUUGGGGUCAGUUUAAUAUAUACGUAUUAUGAACCCAGUGUUCUGCCGCAGCAACCUCGGAUUUAGUUAGACCGGGGAGGGUAGGGAGCGCUACACAAGUGGGGGCUCAUCCGGGAUAUUGUUAUAACACUAGUCUCUUUGAUACUGUUUCCUUUGUUGAUACUGUUUCCUUUGUAAGGAUAGCUAGCCAUGGAUUUGAGAUCCCAUCCUGUAUUGCAAGCUGAACUAGGUGUUUGGUGCGGUGAAGAGCUGGUGGAUCCCAGUCACGCUAUCUUACUACUUGGAGUGCCAGCAGAGGCUGAAAUAGAGCACAUUGAGGCCACUGUGGAGACUGUCAAAGUCUUAGGUAGAGUGAGAGUUCGUAGUACUAAGCCUGGUCCUACCCAAAACACCAUGUCAGUGCUGUGUGAGUGUCGGGAGAACAUAGACGUCACGCGCCUACCCACUACCCUGAAACCCUCAGGUGGUGAUCAAACAUGGGAAAUUGUAGCUGGUAAAAGGCCUGAUCCCACUGCUUUUAGCACAAAGCUGAGUGACUUUUUGUUGAGUGAAGGAAAGUCUAUGAGUGACCUUCAGUCUAUGUUUACCUCUCUGUCCACUAGUGCAACUUCUCCGGAGUCCAUCAUUCGAGCUAUGGGGGAGGUAUUAGAGAAGUCAGCCAAGCAAUCUACUGACAGUAGUUCUUAUAGAAGGCUGAGAGUGUUUUCAGGGAUUUCACCCACGCCAGUCGGUGAAGAAACUGUGGAGCAUUGGUUGGAGCAGGCUCAGCUCAUGAUAUCAGAGUGUGAAUGUUCUGAAAAAGAAAAGCGCAGACGCAUUAUGGAGAGCCUAAGGGGCGCCGCCUUUGAAAUGAUUAAAGCAGUGAGACUCUCUAAUCCGGAUGCUUCCUCUAAGGAGUAUGUUGAUGCUAUAGAAAGUGCUUUUGGUUCUUCUGAGUCUGGGGAGGACCUUUAUUUUGCUUUCAGGAUGCUCCGCCAGCAGACUGGUGAACUAUUGUCAGAUUUCCUUCGUCGUAUGGAGAUGACCCUUUCACAAGUGGUAAAAAGGGGUGGUUUGGCUCAUUCUCAUAUGAAUAGAGCCAGAGUAGAACAGCUAAUUAGAGGUGCGGUUCAAUCUGAUAUAAUGCUAUUACAGUUGAGACUUAGAGAGAGGAAAGAGGACCCCCCUACUUUCUUAACUCUUCUCAAUGAGAUACGGGAAGCGGAGGAAAUUGAAGCAGCUAGACACAAAAUUGAUGCCUCAGUGAAACAGGUGAAAUUUCAGUCAGAGGGGAGCACCAGCCCAUCUGUGGUUCAGGAGCUUAAGGCUGAGAUCUGCGAAUUAAAAGCUAGACUUGGGGAGGUCUCCAAAGAGCCCACACUGCCCACUAAAUUAUCGGAAGAUAAGAAGAAAACGCUUACCAAAUGUUCUGAUAAUGGUGGAGAGUCCGAGAUGCAAUUCUUGAAGCAACAAGUAGAGCAGUUGCAACAACAGAUCACUGUUAUGAAGGUUGGGAAAAGCACAGAGAAUGCACCAGAAAAUGUGUCAGUAAAGUCCCAAUCUGUUAUGAGUAGAGAUGACUUCUUUUGCUACCGGUGUGGAGAAGAUGGCCACCUCUCUGCAAAAUGUCAGGCUGCUGAAAACCCUUCCCAAGUUAUCUAAAAACUGCUUCGGUCUCUUCAGAAAGCCAAGCGAGGGAAGACCUCCCCACGACCCGAUGUCAGCAAUAAAGUUUGUUUCUCAAAGAAGAGCCAGGUGAGCGAAGA